CAACGAUUCCGUUGGUGUUUUCCGCUGUGUUUGUGUUCGUGUGUUCGCGUUGGCGCUGUCAUCAUCAUAUCGCAUCGCUCCGCUCCGAAAAACCGUGCCAAUUGAAUCCGUUUUUACCACGCCAGAGUGUUUGUUUUGUCGCCCGCCGACCGCCCGGAGUUUACAAUUGGCGUUUGGCAGUCUCCAAGUUGCAAAGUGCCUUUAAAACAGUGCAACAAGUGGUUUUUACACUUUUUACAAGCGUUCAAAGUGCCUUACACACGUACAUACUUAACCUACCUGACCAGAGCGCAUAUGUGUGAGCGUGUGUGUGUGUUACAACAACAACAACGACGAAAAUAACUAACUGCUUUCGUCGCAGUUUUUCUGCAAGUGUAUUGGUUAAUUGCGCCGAAAAAAUGUUAAGCGAGGAAAUUAAUUAAGGCCUAAUUGAAUUACGCUAGUAAAUUUAAAAUAAAAACGAAAAAAGUAAAGAUCUGGGAUCUGAUCGAAAAGAUCUGGUGAGAAAUCCCCAACGCGAGGAUCUGUAUCGCGUAUGUGUCAAUUCAUUUAUUUAAAUAUAGAUUACAAGUGCACUUAAACAAACAGAAGAAAAGGAAAACAAGUGAUUAACUGCCAGAUAAGCAGACCGACGUGACGUACUCGCGUGGAUUAAUAAUUGAGAAGAUAGCCGGCAGAUAGCAGAUAGGAGAUAUCAGAUAGCAGAUAUAGCAAAUAUAGCAGAGCGGACGAAGCAAUGGAGUCCAUGGAGUACGAGAUGGCACGCAACAUGACGCUGCUCUUCUUCUUGGAGCGGCUGCUGGACAAGGGCGAACCACGCACCGUCCACGAUCUCUCCUGCCAGUUCGGCAACAAGGAGUUCACCAAGGAGAUGCGACAAAUCGCCGGGGGCAGUCAGUCGGGUCUGAAGAAAUUUCUCGCCCAAUACCCAGCGAUAUUUCUGGUCGACGGUGAUUAUGUCCAGGUGAACGCCUAUCAGCACCACAAUGCCGAUGACGGCGGUUGCGGGGGCAAGCGGGAUUACAUCCAAGAGGCUAAAGACUACUUCAAGAACAAGAUGCUACAGUACGGAGCAGCGGCCGAGGUCCCGGUUCGCAGUCUGCUGGGCCACAGGUCGCAGGCCUCACCACAAGUGCGUCACAUAUCGGGUCAACAUAUCAAGGAAUUCACUGACUUUCUGAUGAAGCACACGGAUACCUUUAAGGUAACGGACGACUAUGUGAUGCUGGUGGGCUGCGAGGACAUGACGGAUCUGCCGGCGCGGGAUCGCCUCCAUCUGCCGCAGUCGAACAUCGAUACUCGUGGAACGCAACAGAUGCUCGAUUUCUUUGCCCAGUGCAUCGAGGUCAAGGGACCAUUGCUGGUGGACCAGCUGUUCCACCUGCUGACCACCAACUUUCCGCAGGAUCAGUGGCUACGCAUGUUCAAGACGCCGGGUGACUUGAGCUCGUUCCUCAAGCUCUUUGCGGACUGCUUCCAUAUACAGGCCAAUCUAGUCACCUUGCUGCAGAAGCCCAAGCUCAGCGAUACGCACAUCCAGCAGGCACAGGCUCAAACCCGGGAGCAAUUCAAUGCGCUGAACAACAACAACAGUGCCAGCAUCCGGAAGCAGGAAUCUGCACAGGUUGGGGGAGUUGGAGCAGUCAGCUCGGUGCAGCAGAGACUGCAAUCGCCAGCUCUGCGGAGUAAUGGUCAUACGAACAACAACAAUGGAAGCAAUGGCAGCAAUAAUAACAACAACAACAGCAUAGCCUGUCCGAACUUUAAGCUGAAUGCACCCGUUUCGAAUGUGUUGGGCCAGGGACAGGGCCAGGGCCAGAGCUUUGGACAGCCGAAGUCGGAGCCCAGUUCUGGAUUUGACAGCUAUGUGCCGAUGUCGGAGAUGAAGCUGGAGAAUCUGUGCGAGAACAACUAUCCCAGUGCGAACACAUGCUACGGGCCCAUUAAUAACUCCGCCCAGCAGCAACAGCAACUGCAGACGCAGCAGCAGCCACAAGCUACACAGAAUCCAGCAGAGCAGCGGAUGAACAAUGUUAACCAAACUCUCAAGCAACGCAUCAACACGUUAGUUAUACGGACUCUAGCCGAGAAUCUGGAGAAGGAUAAGCAAUCGCUGGUCAACCAGCAAGGCGGGCCAACUUCCCCGCACGCCAGUCCCGUGCAUUCCAUUGCCAAUUCGAGUUCUAACCAAAACGCCACUGCUGCAAACAACGCCAAUAGCAACUCGAAUGCGAAUCCAAACAAUGCCAACCACUCACCUAGUCAUAGUUACUUCGUCGGCGACACCUGGAAGAUAAAGGUGCUGCAGAACACCACGGUGAUAGCGAAUGUUAAGCAAUCGGUGUUUGUGACCGACAUCAUACUCAAGUACGCGGCCAAAAACGAGAACAUAGUGGUCUCCCUGGACUGCGAGGGCAUUAAUCUGGGCCUAAAGGGCGAGAUUACCCUCAUUGAGAUUGGAACGACUCGUGGCGAAGCCUUUUUGUUCGACGUGCAAUCCUGCCCGGCGAUGGUCACCGAUGGUGGACUGAAGACCGUUCUGGAACACGACCAGGUGAUCAAGGUGGUACACGACUGCCGCAACGAUGCUGCCAAUUUGUAUCUGCAGUUCGGCAUCCUGCUGCGGAAUGUGUUUGAUACACACGCCGCACAAGCUAUCUUGCAAUAUCAGGAGAGCGGCAAGCAGGUCUACAAGGCCAAGUACAUAUCGCUGAACACGCUGUGCGAGCUGUACAAUGCCCCCUGCAAUCCUAUCAAGGAUCAGCUGAAGCAGAUCUACCGCAGGGAUCAGAAAUUCUGGGCCAAGCGUCCGCUCACACGGGAAAUGAUGCUAUAUGCAGCGGGAGAUGUCCUGGUCCUGAUCCAAGACCAGUUAUUUGGCAACCUGGCGCGGCAGAUAAAGUCAGAGAAUCGAACACUCUUCUCAGAGCUGUGCACCGAGCAAAUACUCAUGCAAAUCAAACCCAACGAGGUCAAGAUACGCAAGAAGCAGCGCAAGGUCAGCACGGAAGUGUCCGACCUCAAACAGAAGUUGGCCCAGACCAGCAAAAGCAUCGUGCUCUCAAAUCGAGAGAUUCGUCUGCUACGCUAUAUGGACCUAACGGAGGAUGAGAAAGAGCGCCUCAAGGGCUACUACAAGGUGGCCAAGAAGCUGGAGAAAAUGGAGUCCGCCGGCAAUCCCAGCAAAGACCAAAGUGACUCAGAGGAUGAGCCAGAGCCCAAUGAGAACGACACAUUUCCCAGCUUGGACUCGGUGCCCUCGGACAAUUCGCUGUCGGGCACUUUCUCGCCACGGUUCAGCUCAGAGCCACCUAGUCUGACGGAAUCCAUGCAAAUGCUGGAAGAGAUUUUGCAGAACAAGUCCAUGGAUCGCAUAGCCCGUAUUGAUAAGCUGGAGGCCAUUCUAACGACUGCCACCUCGCUGCCAUGUGAACAAAUUAUAGCCUCAAAUUCGAUGCAAGAGCAACUGGGAUCGAGCAUUGCGACCACCGAGAAUCUACAAAUAAUACGCGAGAAAUCCAGAAACAUUAAGAACUGCAAUUGCCAGGGCGAGCGCAGUGUGACGCCCAUUCUGCGAACGACUGACAAGCGAGUGGUGAAGCUGGUGGAUGCCGAAUCGCAGACGCUGAGCACCGGCGAUGUGGUCAUCACCAAGAUCUUCUUCCAGGACGAGCACGAGCGGGCCAAGGAAGCGGCCCUGCUGAGCAACUCGCCCACGAAGCGGGUGUCCCCCACAUAAAUAAACAUUUCAACCUUCGAACAAAGAUUCCUAACAAGCAAAGCGCAGACAUAUUACGUAUUAUUAUUUUGUUUUUUAUAGUCGAGGGGCUCGACCCUAUGCCCCGCGACGCUUUAACGACUAUGCAAUAACUUUCAUACCCAAUUGAGAAGCAAUAUAUUUUGUGCCUAGAUGUUGAACAUUGCAAUAACAAUAAUAUAUGAUUUACCAAUUGUUAACUACUCGCCUCCGACUCGGACCUUUUUACAUAACAACCGACGAGCCUUGGCGAAUCGAUCUUACCGAAUCCCUGUUCUCUGAGAAAGCGACGGCCAAUGAGAAUUUGCGGAAUUCGGUGAGGUUAACGACUUACGAGCUGCGCCAAACAAUCAUUUCAAAUGUAUCUGUUAAUUGACUUGUAGACCAUUUUGCUAUUAACUAAAUCUGCGUUGGACCAAUGUGUAUUAACUCCCAAUGAAAUUAUUGAAUGCAGUUUUCUAGAGGUUUCCUAAUAUAUUUGUCGCCAUAUCAGAAGUGAACUUAUUGUAUUUUAACCAUAAUACUUUAUAAACCGAAUCGUUUAUUCAACUCAACUUAAGUUUAACCAAACAAUCUUCUUAAUUAAUAACAACAAAUUGUGUAGUCAAUCUAAGUGAAAGAGAAUUAAUUGUAAUGGAAAGAAUACUGAAAUGGUACGAUUAUAAAUUAUAUAUCUAAUUGAAUAAAACGUGUAUAUACCUA
Messenger RNA from Drosophila eugracilis, 4459 nucleotides. RefSeq lists its product as uncharacterized. NCBI's taxonomy places the organism in Eukaryota, Metazoa, Arthropoda, Insecta, Diptera, Drosophilidae. Gene Ontology annotation, molecular function: nucleic acid binding; 3'-5' exonuclease activity. Gene Ontology annotation, biological process: nucleobase-containing compound metabolic process. The transcript has 8 exons. The record is from RefSeq and is a predicted model, not a curated record. Bases 737 to 3739 code for a protein of 1000 amino acids.